Molecule: messenger RNA, 1599 nt
Organism: Closterium sp. NIES-65
Lineage: Eukaryota; Viridiplantae; Streptophyta; Zygnematophyceae; Desmidiales; Closteriaceae
Source: the annotation of a GenBank genome assembly
AUGCUUCUAUAUAUUGUUAUUUUCCAUUUUCCAAGCACCUAUAAUCUAAUGCUGGUGGCCCCACUGGUGGACUUGGGUGCGGUGGGAGAAUUCAAGGACUCUCGUUUGGAAGCACCGGAUGCUUUAGUGCUGCAGUUAGUUCGCCUUGCCCUUUCCUGCACUGCCAUGCCUGCGUCCUCUCGCCCCUCUAUGCUCCACGUGCUGGGCGAGCUGGUGAACAUGCAGCAGGAGAUGCUUGAGUUGCAGAUGAGCACGCCAUUUUCUUCCACGGACAAGGAAACUGAAGUUCGACCAUCAAGGCAGGGGGGGGGGGAACGAAGACUUCCCACGGUAUCGGAAUCUGGCGCCCCUCGAAAAACAACUGCGGGAACAGGCCCAGGAGGGGAGGUGGCACGGGAUCAAGCACCGGUAACACCAACGGCACCGGAGAGGGUGGGUACUAAGGACCUGGCUGGAGUGGCUGCGGGUGGGGCGGUGGGAACGGCGGCACCUAAUGCUGUGGCGGAUGCGGGGCUGUCUGUCGGGACUCCCGCUGCCUCUGGCGGCGCCUCAAUUACACCCUCUGCCAUUACCCCGGUUGCUCUGCUGCUGGAUACGGAGCGGGGACUGGCGGCGGAGCGGGGACAGGCAGUGCAGACGGCAGUGGCUGUGCCACCGGUCAUGUGGAGGGAGGAGAAGCUGCCAGCGACGGAUGUGCCUUCGCCGUUUGACCUGGCUGGCGAUGACGCCAUCUGCCACAUGGCGGGUGGUUGGAAUGUGGACGUCCUUCGGAGGGGAGAUCAGCCGUUCCUUGUGCACUGCUUAACCCCACAACUUCUGGAUCACUGUUUGGCAAUUCAAUCGGCUCUUCUGAGUGCCGCUGUGAUAAUGCCAGAAGUUGCUGUUGUCGCCUACACGGACGACAUCACCAUUUUCAGCCCGCAAGAAGCAGCAUGUCGGGCCUUUGGCAAGAUCGCCAGGGAACUCGUCGAAUGUGGGCUACGUUGCAAUGUCUCUAAGCCAUCUGCAUGGAGUGCUACAACCGAUGGAGAGAAUGAGGAGCUACCGCUAGGCUUAGCUUCCAACCCAGGCGCGACCAUCGGAAUGUAUCACUCACAGCUACCCUGGGAGCGCAAGAGGGAUAAGGCGGCGGCAGUGCACCCACCAACCGAGAGAUCAGCGGCAAAGGGGGCGUUAGCACGAGUCAUGCUGAGGGAGAUUCAGGAGCACGAUGAGCUGCAGCAUGAACAAGGGCAUCCGCUGGAGAGGCGGUGGGUCUACUCGUGGGAAGAGGAGGAUGAGAGACCAGCGGUCUAUGCAGAGCAAGCCGACAUUUGGCUCCUAGGGGAUCGAGCGGAAAAAGCGGUGGAUAAGAAGCGUGAGGACUUCAGCGGGCUAGAAGAAGCGAUCGAAAGGCAGAGGAGCAGGGAAAGCUACGAGCAGGAAUUUGGGUCUGGGGACAUCGCGCUCAUGGCAGCAACCAAGGAGAAGGAACAUGCACAAGAAGAAACGCAGGAAGCAGGGGAGGAGGAGGGCGCAAAAGGGGCGCCGCGUAAGAUUGCGAGGUUGGAGGAAGUGGAGCAGCCGAAGCAGGAGCCAAAGGAGCCCUCACGGAAGUAA